Messenger RNA from Alnus glutinosa, 812 nucleotides. Its product is annotated as biogenesis of lysosome-related organelles complex 1 subunit 1. NCBI's taxonomy places the organism in Eukaryota, Viridiplantae, Streptophyta, Magnoliopsida, Fagales, Betulaceae. The coding region runs from base 172 to 612 and encodes 146 amino acids. The record is from RefSeq and is a predicted model, not a curated record. The transcript is spliced from 3 exons. Gene Ontology annotation, biological process: endosomal transport. Gene Ontology annotation, cellular component: BLOC-1 complex.
UUUGCUUCCUUCCUCGCUGGUUCUUUGACUCUUUUCUCUGCCCAGGAACCAUUGAUCUCCAUUCCAUGACAAUCUAUUUCAGCGUUUUCUUGACGAAUCAAAAGAAGAACAUUAGCACCUAAAGAAGAUUUUUCAAAGAACACUCUUUAACACAGAUCGGUGUCUCUGGGCAUGUAUUCACCCCAACUUCCACUGGCGCGAGCCUCCUCCUCCUCCUCCGAGUCACCACACGCAGACCCAGGAGACCUAGAAGCUUCUCUGCUCCAAUUACUCCACAACCAUCACCACGCCUCUCUCAGACUCCGCGACCACACCGAGAGAGCGAGGAAGGAAGCGAUUCGAAAUGCGGGGCGAGUUUCGGAUCUGUUGGUGGACGCUGUGAACGGUGGAGUGCAAGGGGCCUUCAUCAACGAGAAGCGGAUCGAACUCGAGAUUCGAGCGUUAGCGGUGACGAUAGCUCGGUUCAUGAAGCAGACCGAUCAGUGGCUCGCCGCGACUCAUGCUAUAAACUCCGCUGUCAAGGAAAUUGGAGACUUUGAGAAUUGGAUGAAGACCAUGGAGUUUGAUUGCAAAAGCAUCAACGCUGCAAUCCACAAUAUUCACCAAGCAUGAUCUAACACCAAAGUUAUUUAUUACUUUUGCCCCCAUUUGUAAUUUGUGAAUGCCCCUUUUCUUUUUUAUAUGUUUCUCUGCCUAAGUAUCAUAACUUUGGAGUCGAUCUAAUGCUUGCACUCGGCAGUCAGCCGGCCAUGGUGGAGUCAAUCUAAUGAGGUUCAGAGCAUCUUCCCAUGGUGGUCUGUUUCUCUUCCUAA